Messenger RNA from Parnassius mnemosyne (clouded apollo), 423 nucleotides. NCBI's taxonomy places the organism in Eukaryota, Metazoa, Arthropoda, Insecta, Lepidoptera, Papilionidae. The record is from the annotation of a GenBank genome assembly.
AUGUACAGGCAAGUAAGGGUAACAGAAGACCACGCAAACUUGCAACGUAUAGUGUGGCGAAACGAUGAAUUCGAAGAAGUUAAGAGCUACAAACUAAUGACAGUUACCUUUGGCACCGCUGCUGCACCUUACCUUGCCGUAAGAACAUUAUGUCAGCUAUCUCAGGAAGAAGCGGAAGAAUAUCCUGAAACUGCAUCUGUAAUAAAAAAUUAUUUUUACGUCGAUGAUUUAAUGUCUGGGAAUGAAGAUAUAGAUAAAACGAAAGUUAUGUGCGAAGAAAUUAAAAUGAUACUAAGAAAAGGGGGAUUCGAAAUGCAAAAAUGGUCCAGCAAUUGUGACGAAGUAUUAGAUUUUUUACAAGAGAGGGAAUGUACUAUGAAAGAAAAAUUAGAUAUAAAACUAGACAAGGUAAUAAAAAUUUAA